ACCCUCGACUACAUAAGGGCACUUCGAGCCCUCUUUCGCCCUCUUCUCCCCCACAUUCUCUCUCUCUACAGAUUUUCUUUCUCUCUCUGAUCUAACCUAAUUUUGAUUGGAUUUUUCUCAUAUUGGGGCUUUGAUAUCUACUCAUUUCCCUCCAUUAAAUCCCAUUUUUUGGGGUUUUUUUUUCUCGUUAUUUAAGCCUCAAUUUUCUGGUUUUUAAGCAAUUUUUCACAAUGCCUUCUGCAUAUGGAGACCGAAUGACCACCUUCGAGGACUCAGAGCGGGAGAGCGAAUAUGGAUAUGUUCGCAAGGUGUCAGGUCCUGUUGUGGUCGCUGAUGGAAUGGCCGGAGCUGCUAUGUAUGAGCUUGUUCGUGUGGGUCACGACAAGCUCAUAGGGGAAAUCAUUCGACUUGAAGGAAACUCUGCUACAAUUCAAGUCUACGAGGAAACUGCGGGGUUAAUGGUGAAUGAUCCUGUCCUGCGUACACGCAAGCCUCUCUCUGUGGAGCUAGGACCUGGCAUCCUGGGGAACAUCUUUGAUGGAAUUCAGAGGCCUCUUAAAACUAUUGCCAAAAUAUCUGGUGAUGUCUAUAUACCCCGUGGUGUGUCCGUUCCAGCCCUUGACAAGGAUGUCUUGUGGGAGUUCCAGCCCAAGAAUUUUGCUGUUGGGGAUCUUCUUACUGGUGGUGAUUUAUAUGCUACCGUCUUUGAAAACAGUUUGAUGCAGCACCAUGUUGCUCUUCCCCCUGGUGCAAUGGGCAAGAUAUCUUAUGUUGCUCCAGCUGGUCAAUACUCACUCAAGGAUAUCGUGUUGGAACUGGAGUUUCAAGGUGUAAAGAAGGAAUUCACUAUGCUCCAGACUUGGCCUGUUCGUACGCCAAGACCUGUUGCUGCCAAGCUUCCUGCUGAUACACCCCUCUUGACUGGACAGCGUGUACUUGAUGCUCUUUUCCCCUCGGUCCUUGGGGGAACCUGUGCUAUUCCAGGUGCAUUUGGCUGUGGCAAAACAGUCAUUAGUCAAGCGCUUUCAAAGUACUCUAAUUCAGACACUGUGGUCUAUGUUGGUUGUGGGGAACGAGGAAAUGAGAUGGCAGAAGUGCUUAUGGAUUUUCCCCAAUUGACAAUGACAUUACCUGAUGGGAGGGAAGAAUCUGUCAUGAAGCGUACAACACUUGUGGCUAACACUUCAAAUAUGCCUGUCGCAGCUAGAGAGGCAUCCAUCUACACUGGUAUCACCAUAGCAGAAUACUUCAGAGACAUGGGAUAUAAUGUUAGUAUGAUGGCAGAUUCAACCUCUCGUUGGGCAGAAGCCUUGCGUGAAAUAUCUGGCCGUCUGGCUGAAAUGCCUGCUGACAGUGGGUACCCAGCUUACCUUGCAGCACGUUUGGCUUCAUUUUAUGAGCGUGCUGGUAAGGUGAAAUGUCUCGGUCGACCAGAUCGUACUGGUAGUGUGACCAUUGUCGGUGCUGUUUCGCCUCCUGGAGGAGACUUCUCAGACCCUGUUACUUCUGCGACUCUUGGUAUUGUUCAGGUUUUCUGGGGUCUAGACAAGAAACUUGCUCAGAGAAAACAUUUUCCUUCUGUGAACUGGCUGAUUUCAUACUCGAAGUACACCAAGGCUUUGGAGUCUUUCUAUGAGCGGUUUGACCGGGAUUUUAUAUCUAUUAGGACCAAAGCCCGUGAGGUGCUCCAGAGAGAAGAUGAUCUGAAUGAGAUUGUUCAGCUUGUUGGUAAAGAUGCCUUAGCAGAGACUGAUAAGAUUACACUGGAGACUGCAAAGCUUCUAAGGGAAGAUUAUCUUGCCCAAAACGCUUUCACACCAUAUGACAGGUACUGUCCGUUCUACAAGUCUGUUUGGAUGAUGCGGAAUAUUGUCCAUUUUAACACAUUAGCCAAUCAGGCUGUGGAGAGAGGAGCUGGUCCUGAUGGCCAGAAGAUCACAUAUGGCAUAGUCAAACAACGUUUGGGUGACCUCUUCUAUCGAUUAGUGUCACAAAAAUUUGAGGAUCCUGCUGAGGGAGAGGAGGCACUGGUGAAGAAGUUCAGCAAGCUGUAUGAUGAUCUCACCGCCGGUUUCCGUAACCUUGAGGAUGAGUACCGUUGAUUUACUUUGGGUGGUAAAGUACUGUUUUGUCAGUGGGCACCAUGCCUUUUUGGAAACAUUUUGUGUUUUCAUUUGUAGAAAUCAAAUGGACCACACUCAUAUCGGCUUGCGGUCCACGCAAAUCGGCUAGCCCUUCUCUUGGUUUAGUGUCCGCUGGCAUGCUCUGCCUUAUUAUUUCUUUAUUAUUCAAAACAAUAAGGUUUGGGUGUGUUGUUUUACUUUAAGUGAAACGAGAGUGUUCAUAGUGAGAUUUUGAUGUGUAAUAUUUGGCAGUUUCUUGCACUUGUGGCUACUAUUUGUUUUUUGUGAUUUAGUUUGAUUAUGUGGGUUGGUGAAUGUAUUGAAUUUCUUCA
This is a messenger RNA of Amborella trichopoda, 2455 nucleotides long. RefSeq names its product vacuolar ATP synthase subunit A (gene VHA-A). Gene Ontology annotation, cellular component: plant-type vacuole; proton-transporting V-type ATPase, V1 domain. Gene Ontology annotation, biological process: ATP metabolic process; proton transmembrane transport. The record is from RefSeq and is a predicted model, not a curated record. NCBI's taxonomy places the organism in Eukaryota, Viridiplantae, Streptophyta, Magnoliopsida, Amborellales, Amborellaceae. Gene Ontology annotation, molecular function: ATP hydrolysis activity; ATP binding; proton-transporting ATPase activity, rotational mechanism.